UCGCUCUUUGACGGUCAAGCCCAGUGAACCCGCUUCUCGGAUUUUGGCCGGGAAUUUGAUGUAAAAGAAUUCAGUGAAGAGAUCUGAGGCAUUUUUCUUCUCUCUCAUUCUUCUCUUUUGAUCGUAUUAAGAGCUUGAAAACAAGGGAUUUUUUGUUUUUAGCCCGGAAAUCUUUUGAGUUUGAUUCCAUUGGUUUUGGAAGCUUUGCUAUAAUUAUCUGGUUGGAGAUUAGGCAUUCCCAUCCAUAGGUUGAGCUUUAUUUUGCAAUCAAAUUUCUGGAAAUUCAAGGAAUGGCCACAAUUCCAUCAAUCUCUGGAGUUAGUCUUAGUAAACUAAAGAGAAACCAUGUCCAUCUGGAUCAAAAUACUCAUUUGAACAAUUUGAAGACUCCUAAAAUUCAUGCGAUUACAAGGUCCAUGAAAAGCUGGUCUUUAUCGGUGGAAGAUGGAGCUGUUACAAAACCAAAACUCGAUUUAGAGGACCCAAAUUGGAAGAAAAAAUAUGAAGAUGAGUUUGAAAAGAGAUUUAGUUUACCUCAUUUACGAGACAUCUUUGACAUAAAGCCGAAGCCAACUACUUUUUCUCACAAAAACGGAAACAUUUCAGCUCGUGGCAUCCACGUGUUUGAUGAAUACUCAGAUGGAUAUGUGAAUGAUGAUGAUAGAGCCCUCCUCAAGGUAAUAAAAUACUCUUCACCAACAUCUGCUGGGGCUGAGUGCAUAGAUCCAAAUUGCACAUGGGUUGAACAAUGGGUACAUCGUGCUGGGCCACGUAAGCAGAUAUACUUUGAUCCUACUGAGGUAAAAGCAGGGAUUGUCACUUGUGGAGGAUUAUGUCCUGGGCUAAAUGAUGUCAUUAGACAGAUUGUAUUUACACUUGAAAUAUAUGGUGUUAAGAAGAUUGUUGGGAUCCAGUUUGGAUAUCGAGGAUUUUUUGAUGUGAGCCUGAGCGAAAUACAACUUUCCAGGCAUGUGGUUCAAAAUAUCAAUCUUAAUGGUGGAAGUUUGCUUGGUGUUUCACGAGGGGGUGCUAGUACGAGUGAGAUUGUGGAUAGCAUACAGGCUCGUGGAAUCAACAUGCUGUUCGUAUUGGGUGGAAAUGGAACACAUGCUGGUGCCAAUGCGAUACACAAUGAAUGCCGUAAAAGGAAGAUGAAAGUGGCUGUGGUUGGUGUUCCAAAAACCAUAGAUAAUGAUAUUUUGUUAAUGGAUAAGACAUUUGGUUUCGAUACAGCUGUAGAGGAAGCUCAGAGAGCAAUCAAUUCUGCAUAUAUUGAGGCUCAUAGUGCAUAUCAUGGCAUUGGCUUAGUCAAAUUGAUGGGAAGGAGCAGUGGUUUUAUUGCGAUGCAUGCAUCACUAUCUAGUGGCCAGAUUGAUGUUUGUCUAAUUCCCGAGGUACCGUUUAAAGUAGAGGGGCCAUCAGGUGUAUUGAGGCAUCUUCAACAUUUGAUACAAAUAAAAGGAAAUGCUGUGGUCUGUGUGGCUGAAGGUGCAGGACAGGAUCUGCUUCAGAAGUCGAAUGCCACAGAUGCGUCAGGGAACAUUGUGCUUGGAGAUAUUGGUGUGCACCUUCAACAACAGAUAAAGAAGUAUUUCAAGAGUAUCGAUGUUCCAGCUGAUGUCAAGUAUAUUGAUCCCACAUAUAUGAUCCGAGCUUGUCGUGCAAAUGCAUCUGAUGCAAUCCUCUGCACUGUUCUCGGCCAAAAUGCUGUCCAUGGUGCAUUUGCGGGUUUCAGUGGCAUCACAGUGGGCGUAUGUAACACUCAUUAUGUUUACUUUCCAAUACCCGAAGUCAUUGCGUCUCCGAGGCAGGUUGAUCCAAACAGUAGAAUGUGGCAUCGUUGCCUCACAUCUACAGGCCAGCCAGACUUCAUCUAAUUCAUGCACAGUCUCUCAGCUCUCUCUCUCUAUCAAUCGGAGUACAAUAUUAUUUAUGAGGUGGUGUUAAAUAUGACCUGUUUCUCUCUCUCUAGAAGCAUGCUCUCUUUUCCUGGUGGUCGUCAGGGUGGAGAAUGAAGAUAGAUUUGAAUAAGGAUUUUGUCAUCCGACAAUUUUGUGAGUGUGAAUUGUGCGUAUGUAAUGCCUCCAUAGCCAUCCGAUAUCUCAGCAAUAAUGGGUGUAUCAUGCAUUUUUCAGUUAUGUUUUGAGACACAUUUGAUUGCCAAAACCGACUUUGUACAGGACAUGGCUAUUGAAGAAAGUGUUUUCUGUAUGACUUGAAUAAUCAAAAUUAUAAUUAAUCCUUCUCUUUUCGACAA
Molecule: messenger RNA, 2257 nt
Organism: Amborella trichopoda
Lineage: Eukaryota; Viridiplantae; Streptophyta; Magnoliopsida; Amborellales; Amborellaceae
Source: RefSeq, a predicted model, not a curated record